Symbiodinium sp. CCMP2592 is the source of this 807-nucleotide messenger RNA. Lineage: Eukaryota; Dinophyceae; Suessiales; Symbiodiniaceae. The record is from the annotation of a GenBank genome assembly.
AUGGAGGAAGUGAAGUUCCUGGUGGUAGAUGAAGCAGACAGAAUGUUGGACAUGGGCUUUGAGCCGCAGAUUCGAAACAUCAUUGAAAACUAUGGCAUGCCAGAGCCCGGCGAGGGCGGGCGCCAGACCAUGAUGUUCUCGGCCACAUUCCCUCAGGAGAUGCAAGACAUGGCCUUGGACUUCCUCGACCCGGCCUACUACGGCAUUAAGGUUGGCCAGGUGGGCCACGCAGCGACGGAUGUGGAGCAGUGCUUCGAGCAGGUCAAUUUCCGGGAGAAGAACGACAGGCUGCUGGAUUUGCUGAAUCAGGCGAAGAACGAGAAUGGCGAGCUGGGAAAAACACUCGUGUUCGCAAACACGAAGAACACCUGCGACGACAUAGCCUGGAUUUUGAACGACGGCGGCGUCAAAGCGGAGCCCCUACAUGGAGGACUCACACAGGCGGCCAGAACUCGAAAUCUGACCCUGCUCAAGAAGGGCAUACUCGACGUGCUGGUCGCUACCGACGUCGCGGCACGAGGACUUGAUGUGCCUGGAAUCGAGCACGUGAUCAACUACGAUCUGCCACAAGACGGCGACACCUACGUCCAUCGCAUCGGGCGGACAGGGCGCAUCGGCAACAAGGGCCUGGCCACAUCUUUCGUGUCGAACUACGACAACGCGACGAAUCUGAAGAUGAUUGUCCAACACAUGAAGGAUGCGAAGAAGGACGACCCAGAUGCCUCUGACGUGCCGGAGUGGCUGGAGGAGUUGGCCGUGAGUCGACCAGGGGGUCCCCGCGGCGGCGGGGGCAGAGGACGAUACUAG